Setaria italica (foxtail millet) is the source of this 549-nucleotide messenger RNA. RefSeq lists its product as uncharacterized. The transcript is spliced from 3 exons. Lineage: Eukaryota; Viridiplantae; Streptophyta; Magnoliopsida; Poales; Poaceae. The coding region runs from base 1 to 549 and encodes 182 amino acids. The record is from RefSeq and is a predicted model, not a curated record.
AUGCGCGGCUGGCGGCUGGGGGCGACGGUGUCAAGGGCAGUUCUGAACCCGGACUGUGCUGCCGUCGCCUCCAAAUCCUGCAUGUAUAGGUAUUCACAGGAGCAAGCUAGUUGCCCUUUCCUCCUCGCGGCCGCAUCCGCCGCGUCCCUCCUCUCGGCCCCGGCCUCCGCCGCGGACGCCCACGCCCCCGCCUCCGAUUCCGCCGCCUACGCCUCCGCGCGGGACGCAGCGGCGCGGUGCGCGGCGACGAUCGUGUCCAUCUCGCCGUGCCUGCCGCACGUGGCGGCGGUAGCGCCGCCGCUGGCCACGUCCCCGCCGGCGCCCACCGACGCCUGCUGCGUCGCCUUCCUCCGCGCCGUCUACCCGUCGGGAGGGAGCGGAGGGGAGGGCUGCCUCUGCCACCUGCUCCGCAACCCGCUCCUCCUCGGCUUCCCCGUCGACGCCGCCCGACUCGGCGCGCUCCUCCCCACCUGCGCCGCGGGAAACUCCUUCGCCGCCGCCACCGUCGAGGCCGCCACCCUCUUCGCCGACGCCUGCCGAGGUGCAUAG